GUUUCCCGUGGAUCAUAUACUCUUUCUUUUGGUGAACACGUCAUCAUUUCGGGUCUAGUUUUGUCUCGAGCUCUAGUCAGUCUGAUUGCAGGAUCAAACAAAUUGGAUCGAAAUUUAGUUGCCUWGCUGAUACUUUUUUCUCAACCCCCUAAAAAGAGGCAAAGUGACGAUGGAAGACAACAGUUGUAACCUACCUAAAAUACUGGGGAAAUUACGUGAAAUGACUUCUCUCCGCCCUGAUCAGCAAGAACAGCUGCGAAACAUGUAUGACUCCUUUGCAGCAGAUUACGACAAGCAUGCCAAAGCCGUCGGCUAUAAAGGCUGUAAAGUGUGCGCAAAGACGCUCGUAGAGUUCCUUGAGAAGCACCAGUUUGGGACAGACUGUAGGAUACUUGAUGUUGGAUCUGGCACUGGAUUGGUAGGUGAAGAGCUCAAAAGGUUGAACUACACUAAUCUUGAUGCUCUGGACCCAUCCGAAAAGAGCAAUGAUGUAGCCAGAGGCAAAGAGCUUUACAAGAAUUUUUUCGUGGAGUUUCUUGGCCCAGGUAAACAGCUUUCCAUUCCAUCCAACACGUACGACGCAGCCAUUUGCUCGGCGGUGUUCAUACCCGGUCACGUGAAGGCAGAGGGAGCGAUGGAUGAAAUGGUACGAGUGGUCAAGCCUGGUGGCCUKRUUUGCCUCUUAAUACGAGAAGAUGUUAUGUUCGACAAGGAAUAUGGCCAUGAGGCUAAGAUGGCAGAGCUGAGUGACAAGAAAGCCUGGAAACUCCUAUCCAACACCAAAGGACAGUACACAAAGGAAGUUUACUAUGGAGAAUGCUAUAUAUUUGUGUACCAAGUCUUGUAAGACAAAACUAAAGCGAUUAAACACGAAUUACUUCCCGUAA
Actinia tenebrosa (Australian red waratah sea anemone) is the source of this 887-nucleotide messenger RNA. Its product is annotated as methyltransferase-like protein 27. Gene Ontology annotation, molecular function: S-adenosylmethionine-dependent methyltransferase activity. The record is from RefSeq and is a predicted model, not a curated record. NCBI's taxonomy places the organism in Eukaryota, Metazoa, Cnidaria, Anthozoa, Actiniaria, Actiniidae.